Sclerotinia trifoliorum is the source of this 1298-nucleotide messenger RNA. NCBI's taxonomy places the organism in Eukaryota, Fungi, Ascomycota, Leotiomycetes, Helotiales, Sclerotiniaceae. The record is from the annotation of a GenBank genome assembly.
AUGAAUACACAAAGUCCCUCCGCACUUCUUUCCUCCUCCGUAGCUUCUCUCCGAUCCUCUCUCACUACCUUGGACAACAGCAUCUCAAUACUUGAUUCCGGAAUAUCAGAUUUCCCACGUUUAAAGUCUGUUCUUAGUACUACUAGAGUAUGCCUCCUUUCGUCUUUCCCAUAAAGAUCACGCCGAAUCCCCGUCUCCUCCAUCUACAUCUAAAUCUACAAACCACCGCAAUCUCAAAUUCCCCCCAAAAUAAACAUAAACUAACCGAACCCCCAGCAUUUCGAACUAACCCCCUCCACUACCCUCCACGCGGCCCAGCGUUCCCUAGCCGAAGAACUCGAACCCGCAAUCGAAACACUCCUCUCGCGCUCCGAAUCCCUAAUCUCCCGUCUCCAACGAAAAGAAGAACAAUUAAUCGCCCGCUCCCAACUACUAUCCGGGCGUCUCGAAUCCUCCACUUCUUCUAGUACAAACCCUACAUCUAAAGCUUCGAAACUAAGUCGAAAGAAAAGCUGGGAAUUGGGUUUGAAUAAAAGUGGAAGUGCAAGUGGAGGGGGAAAUGAGGAAAAGGCUAUGAGGUUGAAGGUGUUGAGGCAGAAGAAGGAGAGAUUGGGAUAUGCGGUUGAGAGGUUGGGACUGCAGAGUCAGCAGAGACAGAGACAGUUGAGGAUGAGUGUUGCGCCGCCGGCUUUUGAUGAGUGAUUUUUGGGAAUCUGGCCAAGCAUUUGCGGCAAGGGAUAUUGAGGACGAGUUCCCUUGAGUAUCAAGCAUUCCGGAUCGCUAUUAUGUAACCCCUCCUCCCAAUCGGACAAAUUUUGUUCUAAGGAGGGGCAUGCCAUUUCGGAAAUCGAUCCAUCCUAUCGCCCACCUUAUACCAAUACCCAAAUCCCGCAAAGUCAACCCCGAUCCAGCUUCAUCGCUACAAUUCGGUUCGAGCUUUGUUAUAUGCCAGAGGUCGCAUUCGAACAUGGACAAAAGUGAAUGGUAAGGAAUUCGUUGCACUGGAAAGGAAUAGCAGAAGAUGCAAGCGGGCUAUGAUGAUAUGAAGUUUGCUACGUAUAUUGUGAAUUAUGCGAUGAGGAUAUCCCUUGGUGCUGUGCUUAGCAAUGCAUGUAGCAUAUUCUUCCUGAGAGUUCUUGAUCUUGUUUUAAGUGGGGAUUGAACUGUGUAUGAAAUCCUUCUCAGGGGAACAUAGGGAAAGUUAAAUGCACGACAAUGAUAGCCUCUCUGGCUCAGCUUCAUUAAAGGAAACGUGGAAGUUUAAUUUACUGGAUAUAGACAUAAAUAAACUCAAAUCC